AUGAGGCUGGGGAGGCCGGGCUCGGGCUCGGGCCCUCGGGGAGGAGCGCUCGGCUUCCCGCUCGGCGCCGCCUGGCUCCUGCUGGUCGGCGCGUGCGCCGCAACGGCAGCAACGCUCGCGGCGGAUUUGAAUUCGGGCCGUGAGCUCGCGCCGGACAGGCCCGGGGGCCCCCCGCCGGACAGGCCCGGGGGCCCCCCGCCGGACAGGCCCGGGGGGCCCCCGCCGGACAGGCCCGGGGCCCCCCGCCGGACAGGCCCGGGGCCCCCGCCGGACAGGCCCGGGGGCCCCCCGCCGGACAGGCCCGGGGGCCCCCCGCCGGACAGGCCCGGGGGCCCCCCGCCGGACAGGCCCGGGGGCCCCCCGCCGGACAGGCCCGGGGGCCCCCCGCCGGACAGGCCCGGGGGCCCCCCGCCGGACAGGCCCGGGGGCCCCCCGCCGGACAGGCCCGGGGCCGCGCUGCGGUUUUACGGGCGGAGCGGGGACGUGCUGCGGAUGGUAAAAGAGCAGACGGCUCACGGUCACGGCUCCCCGCCGCCCGGAGCGGCCCGGCUUCGGCGGCAACGGCCGGAGCCGGGCGAGGCUGCUCCCUCCUUCCAGCUGGACACGCUGGACGGCCCGCUGGCCUACCCGCUCCGGGAGGCCGCCGCGCUGCUCUUCCACGCCUUCACCAACAAGUCGGGCUUCCUCGAGUGCCUGUGGACGGCGCCGGAGUCGCUGGGCGCCCUGGUGGCCGGGGAGCUGCCCGACAGCAGCCAUGUGCUCUUCAUGUCCUUCGACGACAGCGCGGCCCAUGAUGUCAGGUGGAUGAAGCAGCAGCUGGUCAGCUCCAUGGAAAAAAGGGUGAAGAAUGCCACCAGAAUGAAAGAUUUGCUGUCUCGACUUCACUUUGUUCCUGUUCCUAUCUAUGCUCUGGGGAACUGGAUCCCUGAGCUUUUCUAUUCUUGGACUUGUAAAGGACACAAUUGUGGAUUCUCUCAAGCAAUUUUCACUUCACCAGAAUGGGAAAUGAUAGUUAUUGCCAAGCGAUUGGAUGCCAGAUACGAUUGGCUGAUGCAAUCCUGGAAAUCAGAACCUUACCUUAUCAAGAAUGGUGGAGAUGGCUGCAGUAUUUCCUCUCAUGUUAAAGAUGCUGCAGCCUUGGUCUCUGAUGAAGGGAAUUGUUCACAUUUUGCUAAGGUCCAAAAUAUGGCAUUAUCUGGUGCAGCAGGAGUCUUAGUUUAUGUAGGCCUGGGUCAACCAUUACAGGAUAUGAACUGUGAGGAGGAGGAAUGCAGCAGUAUUAUAAAUAUUCCAGCUUCAAUGGUGCAUUUUGAGAAGGAUGUGAUCGCUGCAGUAAGAGAUGAUAAACAAGUGAAUGUGGUCUUACAAAAUACACCUUCAUCUACUUUUUUCUUCGGCAUUGAUCUGGAAGGAAAGCUGUCAGAAAUGGGCUGGUUCCUCUAUCCAACAUUUAAGUUUAUGGUCUGGCAAGCUCAAUGGUUUAAUUAUAUGAGGGGUUUGGAUGAUAAACUUCAGAGACCGGCUAUCAUAGUGAACGUGUUCAAUGAAGUUUUAAUGCAAGGAGAUGAUGGAGUAUUCGCAACUGUUGAACUUCCAGAAGACUUAUCUUCAUUUAACAUUCUGGAACUUGAUGCUUCAUUAUCAUGCCCUGGAACAAGAGAUGAAUCAUGUGCCCAUUGGGAUCAUACAGUUCAGCUUUAUGUAUGCUGUGAGCAGAAUAGCUCGUACUGUAAUCUUGAGCUUGGGAGAUGGAUUACCCCAUUCCGCAGACGUGUUGGCCAUUGGUUAACUGAUGUCUCACCCUUGCUUCCCCUGCUUAAUCAAAACACGUGUACUUUCAAUAUAAAGACAGCACCCUGGGCCAUGCCCUGGAAACCAUCUCUCAAUCUUCGUUUCAGUGAGAGUGGCCAGACAGAAUCGGGUAAUUCAUCUAUGCUGCAUCCCUUUGAGGUAAAGCAGCUUUUCACGGGUGGCACGUUUGACAGAAACUACAACAAGAAAUAUCAACCCAUUAAAUUUGUUGUGCCAUCCUUGACCAAGAAGGUUGAACUCUAUGUUGUGAUCACUGGCCAUGGAAGUGAUGAAAAUGGCUGUGGAGAAUUCUGUGUCACUUCUCAUUAUUUUGUAAUCAAUUCAAAAAUUAAUAAUUCAAAAACAUUUGACAAUGCUGGGACAGCAUUUGGUUGUGCUGACAAAGUUCUGGAAGGUGUAGUCCCCAAUGAGCAUGGGACAUGGCUCUACGGGAGAAAUGGGUGGUGUGAUGGACAGGAUGUGGCACCAUGGAGAACAGAUGUCACUGACCAGGUGAACUUAGGUGGGAUAAACGAUAUCUUGUAUUUUGGCUUGUUCGAAGGCAAAGAUCCAGACCCCAAACAGAAUCCUGGAUACAUUAUAUUGUAUUCCUACCUUAUAUUCUACAAGUAAAUUGUCAAAGCUUUUUAUCCAGGGCGUGAAAUUAGCAUUACCUCAGGAGCAAUUUUCUACCAAAUAUUAGAAAUGUGCUACUGAGAUGAGAAUCUCUUGGCAUAAUGUAACUGUCUGUAAGCUGUUUUGUUGCUGUUUGUUGUCACAAUCACUGUCUGCCAAUUGUAAGACCCAGAAUGAACAUCAGUCAUGGGCAGGAUCAGAAGCCACCAUUUCAUAAUUUAACUUGCAAUCUUGUUCACUUAUGGUUGCACAAAAGUUUGGAAGAGCAAUGCAGAAUCAUAAUUGUCCAGAUUUGCUAAUUUUUUGGCCAGAAAUAUACUUAUUUAUAUCCAAGCAGCAACCUUUUCUGCUGUUAUCAAUUUAAUAUUUAACCCUGAUUCCUUUACUUAUUCGUUUUUCUACAGAAACUCCAAAAUAGGUAUGAUUGUUUUAAGUUUUUAGUGGCCAUUUUUCUUCAUGUCUUCUGUAAUUGAUCUUAUGAAAAUGUGGUUCAUUACAUUUUGAACCUGUAAUUUUGGGGGAAGGUUACUGAAGAUUAGCUGUAUCAAUAUAUAUCGCAAUGGCAGUGGUUGCGUAUUGCUUUCUUUAUCGAAAAAAUGACCUUACAGAAUUGAAAGAUGACUACUGAAAACCAGGAUUCCUGAUGGACCUGUCUCACAAAACUAUGCUGAAGUACCUAAUUUGUUAAUCGCAUCACCACUGCCAGAAAUCUGACUGCACAUCACAGUAAGAUUAUCGAAAUUGCCUUUCAAUUUUCCAUUCUCUUCUUUCCUAUCCUCAGUUCAUGAGCUAUAAUGAACAGUUUCCCAUUUUUUAAAAAAAUUGAUUCAUUUGGUUGUAAUCAAGCAGUGCUGUAUGUGUUUAGCCACAUUGUCGAAAAAUGCAAAAGUAUUUGAUCAAAACUUCUAACUGGAAACUUUCAUGUUGCCUAGUUUAAAAUUAUGCUGCAAACUGACUAGAGGGUUAAAUAUGGUGCUUCAAAUCAGACCCCAACCCCCAAUACCCCAGUGUAGGUAGCACAACAGCUACUGUGAAGAUGUCUCUGACUUGUUAUUCAUAAGUUUUUUUUGGAAAUGAACAUACACAUCAGUUUCAAUGUCGGAGACAAAUGACUUCAAAGUGAAAUUUGUUUUAUAUACCUCGGGGUUACUAAAACCUAUUCUGAGGAUUGGAACAUUCAGCUUUUGUGAUGGAUAUGUUAGUCACGUUUACCAGAGUAUUUUAAGAUAUUUUGAGAGGAUUAACAUUUUGCACGAUUGCAGGAUUUGUAUUCUGCUAGCACCACUACAAAAUUAAGUGCAUUCUCCCUGUUCGAAAGACUAACUUGCUGUGUUUAUGCUUUGACUGGUAGUGUGUUCUUGCAUGCAAAUGUUUUAUGGGUCUAAUUGGCUUAGUUUUUUACCAUUUUUUACUGUAUAUUUCUGUCGGCGGUCGGGCCUUCAGCCUCUGUCCCCGCCCUCUGGAACUCCAUCCCACAUUCCCUUGGCCUCACUCCCUCACUUUCCAUCUUCAAGGCACACCUCAAGACCCUCCUCUUCGGCCACCCUCCUACCCUCUUUGCCCUCCACCCUCCACAAUUCCAACACCCACCCCUCCCUCCCUCCCUCCAUGUUCCGUGCCUUGGGACAUCUUCCCGACGUGAAAGGUUUUUUAAAAUGUAAACUUGUAUUUGUUGCAUUGAUUCAUAUUACCAUUUUUUUAUCACAAAGCCAUACACAGGUUUUCUAGGUCUAUUUGUAAAACUGGAACAUUAUGGAAUUACUGCAAAAGUCACCCACCAAGUCCAAAAUGUACCUCCACAUAAAUUUUGUUUCAUAGCUUUUGCUAUUUUUGAUUUAGGCACUAAAACAGUUAUUCCAAGUAAAUGCAAUGAUCUUUGAGUGAUUGUAAACAAUGCUACGCAUAUACCUAAAACUUGGCAAGAUAUAGAAAUUGAUAGAUUAGGCACAAAAUAAAAACAUUGGUUGAUGAAAUUUUUAUAACUUUGCGAGUACUAUAGUUGAAUUUGAGUAGCUUUCUAACGCUGUUUUAGAUGGUUUCUAAUCUUUAAUAUAUGUACAAAUAAGUACAUUCAAAUAAAUGAUUUAAUCUAAAUAAACGUGUAACUUGAUGCAUUUGAAAUGAGCAUUUUUGAUUGAUGACGUAUACUUCUGCCUAUAAAUAGAUUCUGAGACGCACAUAUAUUUUAUAUUGUCAGGGAAGCAUGUAAGAAAAUUGGCCUAAAGGCAGACUUGGUUGCCGUUUCACCAAUUUUUGUUUUUUUCGUGCUUACUGCACCGAGGCUUUGUUUGCAAACGUAUUUCAUUUUGACUUUCACUUAUUCUCCUGGGGAGAAAAUGCCAUCUAGUUCGAGAAUUAAGUUUUUUCUUAUUUUAGAGCAUGCAGUUGGACAGUUCUUAAAUAUUCAAUUAUAACUUUGAAGCAGAAACUCUACAAGUUUCUUUAGGAACAACUCAAAAAACCUGAACAACUGAAUUCUAAAUACGACAGAGUUCGUGAUACUCUACGAGACUCCUUUUCAAACUGUCGCAGAGUUUCAAGGAUAAAAUAUGGACAUAUUUCAGUAACUGGCUGAAGGGAAGGGAACACUAGAGGUUAGAGGUAGGAAUGGGACAUUGCGGGGGAGAUAUUGAGUUAGGAUGCGCUACUUUGUUGUGUGCAUGAAUGAUCUAGAUCCAGUUUAAGAUAGUCAAAUUUUAAUUUUAAGAUUGGAGAACACUGGAGUAGAAACCAAAAUUUUCCACACACAAUGGCACCCUUCAAUCUUAUCAUGACUUUGUCAAUCAGAUCUUACACAGGGAACUUGAAAUACUCAUUAUUGGCAAAUGUAGUAUAGAUCAGUGCAAGAUGCAGAUAUAGAUAACAAAUUAGAACUCAGACUGUUGAAACUAGGGUCAAGAAAUCAUUCUUCACACGCAGGUUAAUUAAGAUAUUGAAUGCAGUUCUCCAAAAGGCUGCAAAAACAAUCAAUAUGGAUGUUUAAAAGAUAGACCUCGAUAAUAGAGGUAUUGAGGGGUGUGAUUAAAAAGGCGAGAUCUAAUUAACCAGUGGAACACGUUCAAUGGGCUGAAUGGCCUCCUUUUCCUAUUCACUUAACAGGAAAAUAUUCGAAAUCAAUGUUGGCAACAUGUAUCCUCUCACAGCGUUCCUUAUUAGAGCUGGCUCGAUGUUGAGCACCACCACUGUUAAUCACUCCCAAGAUGCUGCCCUGCGUGAGAGGCACUAUUACAAAUGCAAGUUGUUGUAGUAGGGCAGUUGUGGACAAUCUCUGGCAAGAAGUGACCCCUGAACAUUCGCACGAGUCUAAGUAAGUCCUGUUCGAUCGGUAGUGUGGUUUCAGUUUUUCUUGAUUGAAAAUUUCUUGCUUUAUGGCAUAUUUUGUAGAGGCAUAUGAAAAGCUGAGUGAGAUACAGAAGGUAACCCAGAAAAAUACUUUAACGUCCAUCAGCACAGGAGAAGACUGGUGGGGAAGGCCAAUUUUAGAAUAGGUGUAAAGAAGUGCUUAUUUACACAGAGGGUAAUCAGAAGCUGUGUGUGUUACAAGGAAGGGCAUGACCCAUUUAAGAGUUUAGGGAAUGAGGCAUUUAAGAAUUAGCUUGAUGCUGUAAUGGAAAGAAUGUGGAUUGGUAUUCCAGAA
Messenger RNA from Callorhinchus milii (elephant shark), 6064 nucleotides. RefSeq lists its product as uncharacterized. Gene Ontology annotation, molecular function: oxidoreductase activity, acting on paired donors, with incorporation or reduction of molecular oxygen, reduced ascorbate as one donor, and incorporation of one atom of oxygen. The record is from RefSeq and is a predicted model, not a curated record. The coding region runs from base 1 to 2424 and encodes 807 amino acids. The transcript has 12 exons. Lineage: Eukaryota; Metazoa; Chordata; Chondrichthyes; Chimaeriformes; Callorhinchidae.